UUUCAGUUUUGUUUCGCUAGAAAAAAUUAUGGAAACAAAAAGCUAAAUCGUUUUAAGAAAAAUAAUUAAAUGGGUUAUUGUUUGUACUUUUUGAUUAUGCAUGUUCUCUCUCUAUCUCUUUUAAGGUAAUUGUUUUGUCUUGAUGAUUGGAUUUAUGAUUUGGUAGCUUCCACAAGUACCAGAAACAGACAAGGGCGCCUAUUACUGUGAAAAGGCGUAGUGAUAAAAGAGAUUUAGGAGAAAAUUUAGGGGAGGGAGAGAGAGAGAGAGGGAGAGAGAUUAGACGGGUCUCUUUACUAUGAAACACAAUCACAUGCCCAUUCAUGCUUUUUCUUGUUCACCGCUUGCGUUUUUUCAGGUCUUCUUUUUGUCUCCUUUGUGAAUAUCUUACUCUUAAUCAUUGUAGCUGGGAUUCAAUGGAUUCAUGAUAAUGCUAAUUACAGGCCACAGGCGUGCCCAGUUUGUGUUCUUCUGUGGUAGCUCUGUGGUGAAUAAGCUCUCUUCUGUUGAGUGUUAAUUGGUGAAUCAAUAAUGGCUGCCUCAAAUAAUGAAGAUAAGGUACUCUUAUUAUUUGUUAUUUGAUGGGGGAGACAGCUGCUUCAGAUCGUGCCCUUGAAGUGUCGGUUUCUUUUGGUAGAUUUGAGAAUGAUUCAUUGUCUUGGGAGAAAUGGUCAUCUUUCUCACAGAAUAAGUACAUGGAGGAAGUGGAGAAGUGUGCCACACCUGGAUCUGUAGCUGAGAAAAAGGCUUACUUUGAAGCCCAUUACAAAAAGAUUGCUGCCAGAAAGGCUGAGCAGAUGGAUCAGGAGAAGCAAAUGGAACAUGACUCACUAGGAUCAAAAGAUCAAAAUGGUGGAGAUCCCACUGGAAAUUCUUGUGGGACAGAUUCUGAAUCUCAUAUAGCCAAUGGCCAAACUUCUGCUGAAGGGACUGGACAAGAAACUAAAUUGGAUAGUGUGUUGGGUUCUGGCCAUGUUGGUGUCGUUGAUGAAGAUGCUGCAAUCAAUGCGGAAGUUCAAGGUUCAUCAAUUGAAAGUGUGGAAGAAGAACCAACUAUCAGACUAGAUGGCCCCACAUUAAACAAGCCAGAAGAAGAAGUUGCUUUAGUUAAAGAAGAGGAAACUUUGGACACAGAGUCUCAGGAAAUAAAGGACUCGCCAAAGAAGUUGGACAAAGAAACAGAAAGAAUUCCUGUAACUAAAGAGGAAAAUGGGAAGCUAGAUCACUUGAAGGAGUCUCAAAAGACUUCUCCAAUGAGCAAGAUUAGGGAUAUGGCAAGGAUAAAGAAGAAACCAGCAUCACCUGUAGCUAAAUCACCCCAGAUUUCCACACCGAAGGCCCCAAAGACAAUGCCAAGUUCUGGCACAUUAUCCACAUCACGGCCUUCAAUAAAGAAAGUAACUGGUUCAUCCUUACCAAAGAGUAAAAGUCCUUCCAUAGGAGAAAGAAAGAAAGUGGCUCCGAAAUCCUUUCACUUGUCUCUUAGUUUGGAUGCUCCAAAAUCUGAUCCACCUGCUCAUGCAUCAACUCCCAUGACAACUAACCGGAAAUCAUUAAUUAUGGAGAAAAUGAAGGAUAAGGACAUUGUCAAAAGAGCAUUCAAGACGUUCCAAAACAACUUCAACCAGUUGAAGGCUUCCGCUGAAGGGAGAUAUUUGGAAGCAAAGCAGGUGCCCACAAAGGGGACAGAAGUUAAAGUUUCCAAUUCUGUGACUCCUCGAAAAGAGUAUGCAGGGUCUUUCAAAGCAGCUAAUAUGGAUAAAAAAACUGCUAAAGCAGCCCCAUCUUCUUUUGGCUUGAAAAGCGAUGAAAGGGCAGGGAGAAGGAAAGAGUUUUCUAAGAAACUGGAAGAUAAAUCAAAAGCAAAAGAGGCUGAGAGUACACGCGAUCAAACAAAAUCAAAGCAGGAAAAAGAGGUGAAGACUGAAAAGUUAAGGCAGAGCCUUAAUUUCAAAGCCACACCCAUGCCAGUUUUUUAUCGGGAACAAAAAGUGUCAAAAGGCCCUUUAGAUAAGGAGGGUUCCAAGACACUUGGGAUAUAGAAUCAUUUAUUGUCUUCUGAGAAUCCAAGAUUAAGCGAACAGCAGUUGGUGUACCACCUGCUUUGGUUUACACCUGCUGCGGAAGCUGCAUGUAUGGGCAAGGACAAUAUAUAUAUAUGGAAGAACUGUUGUUCCACUUAGGUAGUCAUACCAGGAAAAUAGAAAAAAUGCCACUGAUUAAUCACCAUCUAUAUACCGAGUUGCUACGAGACGAAAAAGAAAACGGGCAUAUCACCGAGCAUGUUAUGUAGAUAGGGCAUGUGCGAGGACAGAGGUUGGGAUGAUAUGCAGCAUCCCUGCUUCCCCUGGUGCAUGUACCAGAGAAUUUGUUAUGCAAGAAUAGAAAUGUAAUGGACCUUGUAAUUGAUGGAAACCAUUUAUUUUCAAGGGCAUUAAGUUUUGUUUGUCUUGUAAA
Manihot esculenta (cassava) is the source of this 2457-nucleotide messenger RNA. RefSeq names its product protein WVD2-like 7. The record is from RefSeq and is a predicted model, not a curated record. The coding region runs from base 582 to 2042 and encodes 486 amino acids. The transcript has 8 exons. NCBI's taxonomy places the organism in Eukaryota, Viridiplantae, Streptophyta, Magnoliopsida, Malpighiales, Euphorbiaceae.